AUGGAAUUUUCAAGCUAUGAUCACCCUUCCCCUCCGUCGAGGCGCGCCUCUCCUGUGUCCUACUAUAAACCGUCAUCGCAGUCUCAGCAAGCUCGCAUAGGCGACUAUUCUUCGGCUGAUAAUGAGGAUGAUGAUGAUAAAUCAUCCAUAUCAUCUGCUGCACCCCCUGUCAAUCGGGUCUCACAGUCCUCGACAACGCGUGCUGAGGUUAAAUGCCUCUACAGUCACUCCUACUCAAGCGGUCGUCGCCAUGUUAUCUGGUCAGAGUUCGAAGACCCACGGGAGGAAGAAGCGCGCUCUAGGGCAGCGACGGCAUGUUUUGCGGUGGUACACCGACGGAAGAAAUCAGGAGACGCCGAUGAGACUACUUGGAAGACUGACUCCAUCAUCGUGAACGGUCCCCGUCUCCAAGCAGUUCUAAAAGAGGUCUUCAAAAACUACCCUCGGUGGAUGAAGAGUGAAGAGCCAUUUGUCUUUCGACCACCAUUCCAACAGUUUCUCGAUCGCUGGGAAAAGUUGAAGACCGCCCUCAACCAAGACGAAUCGAUGAGAAGUGACGGCAAUUCUCUCAUUCACGAGCUCACACCAUUCAUCGAGCGACAUCAGAAAAACCUAGAUGCGAUUACGGAUAGUGGUGUGGUGUCUUUCGAACACCUGUGGCACAUAUUCCCUCCAGGCGAGACCGGUCGUCACGGAUCCACCAACACCACUAUCUAUCAUUACCAAGAUGUGCUUUCAGUGGCCGAACUUCCAGUGGUCCCAUUGAAGAUGAAAGGGGACAGGCAAAAGGUCCAGGAUAUUCAGGAAAUGCUGCUCCUCCGUGGUCGUAAAUUCGAGGCCAUGAGAAGUUUCCACGGUAUGCAUUUCAUUGGAAGCAAAUCCGUGUGCUCGGCUGCAAAGAUAACAAAGAGACCUCAGCCUGGUUCUGGGAGAGUCGUCAUUGACGCUUACGCCUUUUAUCACUGCCAGCGCGUCAAGGCCCCAUCGCUGAUGCGCGAUGAAGCAGAUGAGGUUGCUUUCUCCAAAAGCGAACUUCACGUUGACGUCCUUCACGCCACAGAAUGGAGUGAUGUCCCGUUCCAGAAACUUGUGCUGCCACCCGAUGAGAAGGAACUGAUCCUUGCAAUGGCUGAUCGCGAUCGAAGAGAGAAGACUGGCUUUGAUGACAUUGUACAACGGAAAGGCCGGGGUAUUAUUUUCUUACUCUGCGGACAGCCGGGUGUUGGUAAAACUCUUACUGUGGAGGCUGUGGCGGAUAAAUACCAGGUUCUAUUGAUUGACCUCAUACUACGAUAUCCGAAUCUUGACGACUCCGUUCGCCGAACGAUUUGGAAGAACUUCCUUGACAGAGUGGGAGAGGGAGCUCAUAGUAUCAAUGAUACCAAUCUUGAGGAACUCAUGCGUGUCGAUUUGAAUGGAAGAGAGAUCAAGAACUUGAUCAAGACUGCAUCUGUUCUGGCUAUGGGUAAAGGUAGUCUCACAAUGGACAAUCUACGGACUGUCAUUAGUAUUCGACAGCGGCUCUAA
Messenger RNA from Penicillium angulare, 1527 nucleotides. RefSeq lists its product as uncharacterized. The transcript has 7 exons. Lineage: Eukaryota; Fungi; Ascomycota; Eurotiomycetes; Eurotiales; Aspergillaceae. The record is from RefSeq and is a predicted model, not a curated record. The coding region runs from base 1 to 1527 and encodes 508 amino acids.